This is a messenger RNA of Chenopodium quinoa (quinoa), 1039 nucleotides long. RefSeq names its product transmembrane emp24 domain-containing protein p24delta3-like. The record is from RefSeq and is a predicted model, not a curated record. Gene Ontology annotation, cellular component: COPII-coated ER to Golgi transport vesicle; endoplasmic reticulum; Golgi apparatus. The transcript is spliced from 4 exons. NCBI's taxonomy places the organism in Eukaryota, Viridiplantae, Streptophyta, Magnoliopsida, Caryophyllales, Amaranthaceae. Gene Ontology annotation, biological process: Golgi organization; endoplasmic reticulum to Golgi vesicle-mediated transport; intracellular protein transport. The coding region runs from base 128 to 748 and encodes 206 amino acids.
GAAGACGAGAUAUGAAACGCGCAGCUUCAGGGAGCGUGGGAAAACAGAGAAGGUUUUCAAUCAAUUUUCUGGAAGUCUAUCAAUAAUUUAGUAGUCAGAUUAUAUUACAGAGAUAAAAGAGAGAGAGAUGGGUAGGUGCGUAAUAAUCAUGAGCUUGAUGAUGCUGCUGAUGAGUAGCCGAUUUACGGAGGGAAUAUGGCUGAAUCUACCAAGUACAGGAACUAAGUGCGUUUCUGAGGAGAUCCUGAAUAAUGUUGUUGUCGUUGCUGAUUAUGUUAUUAUCGAUGAACAAGGUCACGCGUCUCCCACUGUUUCGGCUAAGGUGACAUCUCCUUACGGCAACAAUCUGUACCACAAAGAAAAUGUGACUCAUGGUCAGUUUGCUUUUACGACUACUGAGAUUGGUAAUUAUGUUGCCUGUUUCUGGGUUGAUGGUAAUCAUCAAUCUGCUACUCUCAAUCUUGACUGGAAAAUCGGGAUUGCUGCCAAAGAUUGGGAUUCUGUUGCCAAACAGGAGCAUAUUGAGGGUGUUGAACUUGAGUUUCGGAAACUUGAAUCUGCAGUCGAAUCUAUUCAUCAGAAUUUACUCUAUCUGAAGAACAGGGAGGCAGAAAUGAGGGAAGUGAGUGAAAAAACCAACGCUAGAGUUGCCUGGUUGAGUAUUAUGUCCCUCAGCGUGGGUAUUGUGGCUUCACUUUUUCAGGUGUGGCAUCUGAAGCGCUACUUUCAGAAGAGGAAACUUAUAUAGUUAUCAUUUCUGAGUCUGAUAAAAUUAAGUUAAGGGGAAGGUUCUUCAUUCUUCAAAGGAGAACUAGAGUUGAUAGAUUUUUUAGUUUUGCCCCAGCAGAAAUUUAUUUAGCAUAGAAUGAUUAGACUCCUCCCCCUUCACACACGGGGAUUAUGGGUUUUGUUGAGCUCUUUCUUAUAUGUAUCACUUCCCUAAAUUUAAUUGGAAAAACCUAUUUUUAGUAUGUGCUUCCACUGUCGUGAUUCAAUUCUCAUUUCUUCUAAAGAAACUAUCAAUUGAUCUUUGCUCCUA